This is a messenger RNA of Papaver somniferum (opium poppy), 2128 nucleotides long. RefSeq names its product ABC transporter G family member 9-like. The record is from RefSeq and is a predicted model, not a curated record. Gene Ontology annotation, cellular component: membrane. The transcript has 4 exons. Gene Ontology annotation, molecular function: ATP binding; ATP hydrolysis activity; ABC-type transporter activity. Bases 112 to 1989 code for a protein of 625 amino acids. NCBI's taxonomy places the organism in Eukaryota, Viridiplantae, Streptophyta, Magnoliopsida, Ranunculales, Papaveraceae.
UGCGCAGCAACAAUAAAUCACGAUUGAAGCUUCAGAGACACAUAUGUAGAAGCACCAGAGCUUGCAGAAUCGAUGAACGGACGUAGUCUGUAGGUAGCAAGGUUUAACGAGAUGACAGAAAGUGAAGAACAAGAGGCUGGAAUCAAGAAAUUCAAUAGUCAUCCUGUUAUCUUAAAGUUUGAUAACGUGACUUACAAGAUCAAUACCAAGAAAACUGGAUUUCGGAUUGGAGAAAGAACAUACUCAAAAUCAAAACUUGAUGAUGAUAGUAAUGAGAAAGUUAUAUUGAAAGGAAUCACUGGUACGGUACAAUCUGGUGAGAUGUUAGCUAUAUUAGGACCUUUAGGUUGUGGUAAAACUUCUCUUUUAACUGCUUUAAGAGGUCGACUAGUUGGCCGACAAGGACAACUUUGUGGAACCAUUACAUACAAUGGGAAACCUUACUUAUCGAAUGCUAUGUACCGAAAUACAGGCUAUGUUGCUCAGGAUGAUAGGUUCUACGCUCAUCUGACAGUUACAGAGUCAUUAAUGUUCACCGCUCUUUUGCGGCUACCCAACACAAUUACCAAGGAAGAAAAGAUUAUCCGAACAGAUGAAGUGAUAACUCAAUUAGGACUAAUUGGAUGUAAAAACAGUAUAAUGGGAGGACCUUUUAUUCGAGGUGUUUCCGGCGGAGAACGGAAGAGAGUUAGCAUUGGUCAGGAAAUCCUGACAAAUCCAAGUUUAUUGCUGCUCGAUGAACCCACGUCUGGUCUUGAUUCGACGUCAGCUCAGCAAGUUGUGUCUAUGUUAAGAGAGUUAGCAAACGAAGGCCAUCGGACAGUGUUAGUGUCAAUUCAUCAACCUUCAAGUAAACUGUUUUACAUGUUCCAUAAGAUAUUGUUGUUGUCAGAUGGCAAUCCUUUAUACUUCGGCAAGGGAAAAGAAACCAUGGAGUAUUUCUCUAGCAUCGGCUAUUCAUCACCUGUUGCCGUGAAUUUUUGUGAUUUCCUUGUUGAUCUAGCAAAUGGUGUUUAUUUGGGUGAUCUAGAUGAGGAAAGAAGAAAGGAUGUUAAACAAAAUCUUGUCUUGGCUUACAAGAACAAUCUUUUUAAUAGACUGAAGGAAGAAGAGAAACUCGAAGUUGGCCAGGAUAAUAUUUCAAGUCGAAUGGACAAAGAUAUUGGCCAGUGGCCUACAACUUGGGGUCAAGAAUUUUCAGUGUUGCUUAAAAGAGAUCUUCUGGAAAGGAAACAUGAAUCACUCUCUAUCAUGCAAAUUGGUCAGAUGUUGGCAGUGUCUUUCCUUAGUGGGAUGCUAUGGUGGAAAUCAAGUAUCAAUCAGAUAGAAGACCGGAUUGGAUUUUUUUUCGCCGCCACCAUGUACUGGAGUCUUUACCCAAUGUUCACUGCAAUCUUGACUUUCCCUCAAGAGCGAAUGAUGCUAAUUAAGGAGCAGUCAUCAAGAAUGUAUAGGCUUUCAUCUUAUUUCAUUGCAAGAAAUGUUGCAGACCUUCCCAUGGAGCUUGCGCUACCAAGCAUAUAUGUCACAAUAACUUACUGGAUGAUAGGACUCAAACCAACAGUAAGAAGCUUUUUAGUGACCCUAGUUGUUAUGCUAUACAAUGUGUUAGUUUCUCAAGGUCUUGGUCUUGCGAUUGGUUCUGUGAUCAUGAAUCCUAGAAUUGGAACAGUUUUUGGUGGAAUAGUAGGUCAAGCAUUCUUGUUAGCCAGUGGGUUUUACAUCAGUAAUGUGCCAAGUUUUGUAGCCUGGAUCAAGUAUAUCUCUCACAAUUAUUAUGUUUACAAACUGUUCUUAGGAUCCCAGUACAAGAAGGAUGAUUUGUAUAAAUGUGGAGCAAAUGUUAGCUGUAGAGUUGGAAGUAAUCCUACUAUUAAGAAAGUUGGACUAGGAAAUGAAGUUAUCUCAGUUGUUGUUUUGGGUUUAUUACUUGUAGGUUAUAGAGUUAUUGCUUAUGUUGCCCUUAAGAGACUCAGAGAAACCAAGUAAAUCUGGAUUGUUGGCAUCAAUGAUCUUGUAAUGUAAUGAUGUACGAUAAUGUAAUUACGGAAUGAGGACGAAUGUUUUCAAUAAGCACUGUACAGAGAACUGAAAUGGUAAAUCUGUGAGGCAAGCUUUAAAUUUUCAA